AUGUAUCUAGGCGCAAAGGACAGCGGGCACGUGGCUGGUAGCCUCAGGCAGCGACGUCUUGUCCAAUGGAGGGGGUGGAAGGGAAGGCGCGAAGGGAUACCACCCUCCAUGAGAACCUUUUCAUCUUCAUCGAACCUCUCCAUCAAUCCUGUUUAUCAUCUGCAUUUAUAUGGGAUUGUUUCCAUACAAUGUCACUCCUUCUUGAGUACACUGGGGAGCUCUACAGUGGCUCACAGGACAUCGCGACAGCCGUCACCAACGAGAUGGAAAAAGCAAACAGCCCUCGAACCGCUGACCGCGAAUUUCAACCCCCGCACUUUGCCCCCUGAUCUUCAUCCCUCAAGGCGUAUCGUUAUGGCGAAUUCGAGCGACCAACAGUGGUUAUGGGAUUCAACAUGGUCCAAGUUGCGUUUCGCUACGGAGAAUGCAGAGCCCGAUAUAACAGCAAUGGAGUGUUGGAGUUAUCAGGAUAAAUCUCAAAGUUCCCCACCAAGCGUGACCCACGGAAAGCAAACGUUUCCUAUCAGUUCUGUCGAAGCCUGGCUGAAGAAGCCAUACCCUUCCACAUCAAAUCACCACCUUUUGUCAGGUUUCAAGGUGUUGAUCCUCCCACUAGACCCGGAUAAUCCCGUACCCCAGAUGACGGAGAGCGCACUGGACUCUAUUUACGCCGCUUUGAACCUGCCACCGAGUCACAGGCACACUGUCUCCUCGGUGACUGGAGCAGAUGGGGUUUUUUUGCAGCCAGAUGGCACAUACGCGAUCGUCCAUUGUAUGAUCCCCAGUAGUAUAUCACCCAGUGUGACACUCUGCUACGACCCUGCGGCAAAUGUCACUCGAGGGAUUUUCCAGAUUGCGGAGAUCCCGUAUAACCGCUUUGGGAAGCUUCAGUCCGAGUAUUCAUCCUGCGGCCAUCCUCUGCUACUGCCACUCAUUGCUCUAGAAAUAUCAGUUGAGCUGACCAUAUUGGAAAAUGUGCGCCCAGUGGAGGUAGCCCUGCGAGAAAUCGAGAGAGAAACCGGAUAUGACAUGAAUUCUGAGGCAGACAAUGCAAGCCUGCAGAUUACUGGCAACCUGAGGGACCUUACACGAAGACUGGGAGCCGCACAAAGCAGCAUGUACUUUGGCGUUGGGAAUCUCCGCGCGGCCCGACGGUCCACAGAAUUUCUCCAGCAGAAGCUGCGGUAUCUCAGCAGAACUCUCCCUGACGAAGCUAGAGCAAGACUGGAUCAGCCAUCCCGAAUGCUUGAGGAACGGAUCGAAUAUUUGCUGAGUAUCAUGGAGAAUGGCUCGACUUCCUGGCGCUAA
This is a messenger RNA of Aspergillus calidoustus, 1308 nucleotides long. NCBI's taxonomy places the organism in Eukaryota, Fungi, Ascomycota, Eurotiomycetes, Eurotiales, Aspergillaceae. The record is from the annotation of a GenBank genome assembly.